AUGAGCUUCAUUCAACGAAUCACGAAACGGCUGCCCAGCGCGCCGAGUCUGCCGUUGGAAGAUGCCUCCCAUGAGAAAGGCCGCCUCCAUCCCAGGUUCGCUUUCUUCCGGCGGCGGAUCCGUCUGAAGGGCAACUCGUCUAUUUCUAUACCCCUGGGCUUUGUUUUACUAUUUCCAUGCCUUGUAAUAGUUCUUAUUCUGCUUCUUUUCGUCCGUCAUCCUUCGUCUCCCGGGGGGAUCUUAAUUCCAGCGGGCACUCCGCCUUCUAUCCGGAAAAUCAGCGAAAAGUAUGAUAAAGUAUUCGCUACGGGCUGUAUGCCUAUCGAUCCUCCGGAAAUCGAAAAGGCUCCCCGCGCCAAUGCCGCCUUCGUCGUCCUUGCCAGAAAUAAGGAGUUGGACGGUGUCAUUCAAUCUCUCAAAUCGAUUGAGCGGCACUUCAACCGCUGGUGGCACUACCCCUAUGUCUUCUUGAACGAUGGUGACUUCGACGACGAGUUCAUUGCCACGGUUAAGAACUACACCAGUGCACCCGUGGAGUUCGGCAAGAUCGAUAACAGCAUGUGGGGAUUCCCUGAUUGGGUAGACCAUGAGGUUGCGAAGGAAGGCAUUCGGAAGCAAGGUGAUGCCGCUAUCAUGUACGGUGGCAUGGAAAGUUAUCACCACAUGUGCCGAUUCUACUCGGGACACUUCUACAAGCACCCUCUCCUGAUGAAGUACGAGUGGUACUGGCGUUUGGAGCCCGAGAUCAAGUACUUCUGUGACAUCACCUAUGAUCCCUUCCUCGAGAUGGCCAAGGCGAACAAGACCUACGGUUUCACUAUUGCAGUGAAGGAGCUUCGAGAGACGGUUCCGAACAUCUUCCGGUACGCGGCUGCUUACAAGCGCAAGAACAACCUCAAGUCCAAGGGUCUUUGGGAGAUGUUCUUGGAGCCCAAACCCGAAACUCCUCCCGAAGAGAAGCAGCAGGACAAGCUACCCGAUGAAAUUCUCCAAACCGAUCCCGGUGACAACAACCUGAAGGACGUCGACCCAGAGGCCAUGGAAGGCGAGAGCUACAACAUGUGCCAUUUCUGGAGUAACUUCGAGAUUGCCCGUCUGGAUUGGUUCCGCAGCAAGGAAUACGAGGACUUCUUUACCAUGAUGGACAGGAGUGGUGGAUUCUGGAACGAACGGUGGGGUGAUGCGCCCAUCCACUCUCUCGCCGCCGGUGCCCUUCUUGCGCCUAGUGAUAUUCAUUACUUCCGUGACUUUGGUUACCGCCACACCACAAUCCAACAUUGCCCAGCCAACGCCCCGGCCCGUCAAUUGCCCCGUAUCCCAUACCUCGAGAAGACCACCGAUGAUGAAAAGAAACGCAUCGAGGAGGACGAGUAUUGGGCAGCCCCUGACCAGGUCAAGGAGAACGGUGUCGGCUGCCGAUGCCGCUGUGACACUGACAUUGUCGACGUCGAAGGCAAGCAAGGAAGCUGUCUCAAUGAAUGGGUUGACGUGGCUGGCGGCUGGGCUUCACCAUAG
This is a messenger RNA of Penicillium canescens, 1515 nucleotides long. Its product is annotated as glycosyltransferase family 15 protein. Gene Ontology annotation, biological process: protein N-linked glycosylation; cell wall mannoprotein biosynthetic process. The transcript has 5 exons. Gene Ontology annotation, cellular component: membrane; Golgi apparatus. The coding region runs from base 1 to 1515 and encodes 504 amino acids. Gene Ontology annotation, molecular function: alpha-1,2-mannosyltransferase activity. Lineage: Eukaryota; Fungi; Ascomycota; Eurotiomycetes; Eurotiales; Aspergillaceae. The record is from RefSeq and is a predicted model, not a curated record.